AGGUGCUACUGCUCAUUGCUUGAGCUAAAGUGACUUUAUAUGCACAUCGGUUCAUUCUGAAGAUCUCAGCUCAUCAUGGAAAUACUUGAAAUGUAUGUCUUUUUGGCUGCUGUUGGACUCCCGGGAAACUUAAUCAUGAUCUAUAUUACAGCAAAAGAUAUUGAGAAGAUAACAACGGCAGGGCUCUUAAUUAUGCACUUCUCCUUUGCUAACAUGAUGCAUCUUGUUGCACGCAUCUUAACUCUUGUUAUUCCCAAGCAAGGGGGUAUAUGUUAUCCAGUAACUGGACCAUGCAAGGUGGCCCUCUUUACUCUCUUCUGUGGUCGAAGAGUAAGUAUGCUGUUAACUUUACUCCUCGGUGUGUUCCGUCUAAUGAGGUUAAUAAACAGAACCCGGAAAAUAAUCAACAUUACGCCAAGGAACAAAUGCACACAUGUUUUGUUGCUUCUGCUGUGGAUUGCGGUUGUCUGUCUGUGGUUACCGUAUAUUUUGUUGAUUCCCGCACACAGAACCAGCCAUCCGAAUUCGACUGAAACGUGUACCUGUUCAAUUCUAAUUUCCUUCACCGACGAGAAUGAUUACGUCAUAAAACUGUUCAAUAUGCUCAACGGGACUUUAAUUCAAGCAUUGGUUGUCACUCUCAUGUUUUAUGUGAGCAUUAGGAUUGUGUUGAUUCUUAGACAACACCAACGCACUGUGUCUGCAGAUGGAGCUCUAUCCAGAUACAGGAGCAAUCAGCGGGAACUUAACGCUAUCAAAGGAAUCACUGCCCUGCUUGUUUGUUUCGGGAUUUGUUUUAUCAUAAAUACAGUGCUCCGGAACAUUAUCACUUCUGCCAGUUUCUUUUGUCAAAGAUUGUUUGGUGAUUUCUAUCCUGUUGCUUCCCCCUAUAUUUUGGGAUUUGGCUAUCAAAGCUUCAGAAAUAUGUUUACGUGUGUGUCAUGCAACCCAUGUAAAAAAUCCAACAGGCAGCAUUCAAUUACUGUUUCCUAACAAGAUUGGGAUCAUAUAAAAGUGAAACAAAAGCUGAAACGUUGGGCAAGAUCUAUAAAGUAAGGACAUUAGCACUGCUUUAUACAUCUAUGGGACCGGUUAUCCGAACAAGGGGUCUUGUUUCUAUACCAUACGUCUACUUAAACAUCCUUUAAACAUUAAUGUAACCCAGUAUGAUUGCUUGCCUCCAAUAAGGAUUAAUUAGAUCUCAUUUGGGAUCAAGUUCAAGGUACUGUUUUGUUAUUACAGAGAAAAAGGAAAUCACUUUUUAAAUUGAUUUGAUUUAAAGGGGUUGUUCACCUUCUGAGGAGAGAGAUGUGUUUUGUUCUUUAAGAUUGCCUAUGACUAAGUGCUGGGUAAGCAUGAAACGCAUUAGGCUCCAUGAGGGGAAAUGCUAUGUAUUU
Xenopus laevis (African clawed frog) is the source of this 1397-nucleotide messenger RNA. RefSeq lists its product as uncharacterized. The record is from RefSeq and is a predicted model, not a curated record. NCBI's taxonomy places the organism in Eukaryota, Metazoa, Chordata, Amphibia, Anura, Pipidae. Bases 76 to 993 code for a protein of 305 amino acids. The transcript has a single exon.